Messenger RNA from Saccostrea cuccullata (small rock oyster), 678 nucleotides. RefSeq names its product valacyclovir hydrolase-like. Gene Ontology annotation, molecular function: serine hydrolase activity. The annotation marks the transcript as partial. NCBI's taxonomy places the organism in Eukaryota, Metazoa, Mollusca, Bivalvia, Ostreida, Ostreidae. The record is from RefSeq and is a predicted model, not a curated record. The transcript is spliced from 6 exons.
AUUACAUUUCGUGAAGUUUGUCAGAUUUGUUGAUAACUCAUUAACUGUUUAAGUAUUUUCUAGAAGAAAACAAACAUGUCUGGUACAUUUUACUGUAGAUCCUUACUCCUCAGAGUAUGUUUUAACUGCAAAAAUCAUCUACAACAACAGACAAAGCACAUGCAUUCGGAUGCCGGAGAUCCUAGGAUUUAUUCACUUAUUCGACAAGGGAAUACAAUGUUCUUUGAUGAACAGAGGCGAAGUGGGAUUUUAUCACACAAAAUUACAGUGAAUGGUGCACGAAUUCAUUUUGAAACAAGUGGAAGUGGACCUCACACUAUCCUUUUGUUACCAGGAGCUCUCGGAUCUACCAGGACGGACUUUUCUAAGCAGCUGACAGACUUUAACAAGAAGGACUAUACGCUGAUAGCCUUUGACCCCCGGGGGUACGGUAAAAGUAUCCCUCCCCAGCGUACCUGGCCCCUAGAGUUCUUACAGCGGGAUGCUGAUGAUGCCAAUGGGCUGUGUAUGAAACUAGGACUGAAGUCAGUGUCAGUGAUGGGCUGGAGUGAUGGGGGAAUCACGGGGAUGAUUCUGGCCGCCCAGAAUACCUCCCUCGUAAAAAACCUCAUCAUCUGGGGGGCCAACGCUUAUGUCACGGAGCAGGACAUGCUGAUCUUUAACAGUAUUCGGGACAUU